ACACAAAGCAUGAAUGUCAGCAUGCUUGGUACAACUCCUCCUUCAGUUAUUCAAUCUCUCGCCGUUCCUAUCCAAGCCUCAGCAAUGAUUCCUCUCAAGCAAGCAAACGGUACUCCAUCGUGAGUUCCAACCCUCGGCUAUGCUUCAGCAACUACAAGGCAGAGCACAGAGAGAUGAUUCCCAACUUGCUACUGGGACUAAUUACCAAGGAAACAUCUAUACUGAGUCUUUCCUCUCUCAGGUUGGUGGACUUCCAGAUGAGGAGAAUGCGAGUCUUUAUAUCACGAAUCUCUCAUCAGGGGAUUACAAAGCAUUCUUUGAUUUGAUUUACGAAGGAGCUGUAUACUCUCUGCACUUCGUUCCCCCGAGUGACGGAUAUGCUACAUGGGCCGCUGAUUUGACAUUCAUGUCACCUCAAGCCGCAGGUGCCUUCUUCAACAGAGCCAAUAAUGGCCAGAUUCUCUAUCAUCUUGGAAAGAGACUCAGGGUGAUGCGAAAUCGUGUCGGUCGCCGUGCUCAAAAUAUCCCUGAAACUAGGGUUCUCCUCAUCGACGUUCCAGCAUGGUUGGUUACAUGGCCAAACAUGAAGGCGCAUUUCGAUGCUGCGUGUGUCUAUGGCUUGGAUCGAUGGAGUCUUGGGGCAAGUCCGGACCCUUCUCUGGUGCGCAUGGAGGUUAGGUUUGCUCGAGUCAACGGGCAAGCUCAAAGCUGCAAGCAAAAGCUAGACUGGUAUCCAGCACAUCAAGGAGUGUUGUUCACGCAGUACGGACCCGAUCCGUGUGAUCCUAGGACCAGAGUUUAAGCGUAACGCGCAUCCAUUUCAAAUCGGAGGUUAAGAACAUGUGGCAGAGAGUAUCGAUGGGUGUGGCAUGAUCCGGAAUUGGGGAAGACUUAGGUAACGAGUAUCAUGGCGAAUUUUUUCACUUGAUUUUUUUUAAUCUUGACGCCUUGAGCUGCAGCGGAGGACUUUUGGGACAGCCCAGGGGAGUUGGAUUCUUAGUGCUAGGAAAAUACGGUCUUGGAUACAAG
Mollisia scopiformis is the source of this 1029-nucleotide messenger RNA. RefSeq lists its product as uncharacterized. Bases 140 to 802 code for a protein of 220 amino acids. The transcript has a single exon. The record is from RefSeq and is a predicted model, not a curated record. NCBI's taxonomy places the organism in Eukaryota, Fungi, Ascomycota, Leotiomycetes, Helotiales, Mollisiaceae.